AGUUGCCAAUGUGCACCACUCUAUAGACAUAGCGCUGGUUUACAGGACGGUAAAGCCAUUACCGUCCUGUAAACCAGGUUUUCACAUGGCCUUGGCCGUUCUCAGUCUUCUCUCUACAGACGCUUUCGGGUGAGAUCCUCAUCUGGAAGCAAUUUACAAAAAUCUAGAUCUGGUUGCCGCAGAGCGUCUAGAAAAAAAACUAUUUUAAAUCAUUUAAAAACCAUUUUAAAGUGAUGACAAUAUUACAUCACCGUCGCUCUUAUGUAUUGGCAGUUUAAUGUGUGCCAAAUAUAAUGACAGAAACAAAGGCGAGUUGAGUCACGGGAGACCAUUGUAUUCGCACAUUAUUGCCGAUAUUCAUAGUCGGAUAUCUUAAUUCUUGCAAUCGUCUUGGAUGCAUCUUCAGAUGGAUCUGAAUAGCCAAUGAGAUGAUCUGCACGGUCUCUUAAGAUGAACCUAAGAUGAUCUUACAAGAUCGGACUGCGAAUACUGCCCUAUGAUCGAGUUCCCCUUUAAAAAAGCGGCGUUUGUGCAAACACGAAUGGAAUCUUGCGGACUAUAGUGUAUCUCGUUACACGCAAAUACAUCGAAUGUUGUUUUUCCAACAGAGAGACCGUCAUUUUACAUUGUUGUUUUAAAAAAAUUUUAUGUGAAAAUCAGGCAUAAUUGUUAUAUCGCGCUGGACGUGUGCUGUUCUAUAUUCCACAUUAUUUCACUUUGCCCGACGCGCUCGGAAUUGCUCUGAAUGCACCUGGCAAACGGCUCAAAAAGUUCUGCUGCAAAUAUGUACGUUUGCCAGAGUCCAUCAUUUGGUUAACGCGCGCGAUGUCUAGACCAAAUUCACCUAAAACGGACACGACUAACUGCAGUAGCCUUCUGCGGCAAUUUCGCUUUCAAAAGAAGCAAAUCAAGAUGAACAUGUCUGACGAUGAUAGUAACUUGGUAAGUACUGAUGCCCAAGUACGCCGAAAGCGUAUUAGCACAAACCGUAUUGAAGACAGUGACAGUGAUAUUGGUAGUCCAGCUAAGUCAAGUUCAGAUUCUAACGACAAAAAUCAAAGCAAGGAACAUAAAUUAAAGUACCUGAGAACUUUGCAUCCAAAAGCGGACUUGUUGAAACUACACGAAGCACUCUGUGGUAAUGAUUGGGAUGUUGAUAAAGCGGAUAACGAACUUACAAAUAAAACCAGAAAAAAGAAAUCAGAAAAUCAUGCAAAAAGUAGUAAAAGCAAGAGAAGAAAAUUAGAUGAUGAGAAAAAUUCAGAUUUCGAAUCAGAUGAAGGAAAUUAUAAAGAAAAAGUAUUCGACAGUGAUGAGGACUCGGAUGUAGAAAUAUCCGAUAAACUCACAGGUGAUAAAAAAGCAGUAUUGGACUUUAUGCAAACUGCUUUGCCUUCGGAGUUGCUUCUCAUGUCCUAUUGUUCUAAAACAAAAGCUGAUGCUAUUAUAAAAGCAAGACCGUUCGAAAGUUGGAGUGAUUUAGUAAAUAAAUUCCAAAAUACAAGAUACUUAGACACAGAAUUAUUAAAUACUGCUCAGGUGUUAUUGUCUACGCGUCAAGUAGUGGAAACUCUUAUGAAAAAAUGCCUUCGCUUGUCCACUAAUAUGGAAAAAGCUGUGGCUGCUGGUGCUUCAGCUAUAAAGCAACAACCAAAGGCGUUGUCGUCAGACUUAACGUUAGCUCCUUAUCAAAUGGUUGGUUUGAAUUGGUUAGCUGUUAUGCAUGCACAGAAUGUGAAUGGUAUAUUAGCCGAUGAAAUGGGUCUGGGAAAAACGGUACAAGUAAUAGCAUUUUUGACAUAUCUAAAAGAAGCUGAUCUUCUUGAUGAGAAGGACGGGCCUCAUUUGAUUGUUGUUCCCAGUUCGACUAUAGAAAACUGGUGGAAUGAGAUAGAAAGAUGGUCACCUGACUUAAAAGUUGUGCAGUAUUACGGCUCUCAAGAGGAACGUAAGGAAAUGCGAAUGGGUUGGCGAAACGGUGAUCUCGAUGACGUCGAUAUUUUGUUAACUACAUACAGUUUGAUUAAUAGCACUCCCGAGGAGCGCCGACUGUUUCGCGUCAUGCCAGUUAAUUAUGUAGUUUUUGAUGAAGCUCACAUGCUCAAGAAUAUGAGCAGCGUUAGAUAUGAAAAUCUUGUCAGAAUUAACGCCAAGCGUCGAAUUUUGUUAACUGGUACACCUCUACAAAAUAAUUUAUUGGAAUUAAUUUCCUUGUUAAUAUUUGUGAUGCCUUCAUUGUUUGCUGGGAAACAAGCUGACUUAAAAAGUUUAUUCUCAAAAACUCCCAAAACGGUAAACGAUAAAAAAGAUAAAGAGGAAGAACAGCCGUCGUUCGAGAGAGAACAAGUUAAGAAUGCGAAGGAAAUAAUGCGUCCAUUUGUUCUACGACGACUUAAAAGUGAAGUUUUGGGCGACUUACCGCCUAAAACGGAUGAAGUAAAACGAUGUGCGUUAACUGAAAAACAGCGAAAUAUGUAUGACAAAUUAGUCGCUCAAUUUUCAGCAGAAACUGCCGAAGUUUUGAACGAGAACAGAACUGGUAUGAUGAUGCAGUUAAGGAAACUUGCCAAUCACCCGCUUCUCGUGCGUAACUAUUACGAUGAGAAAAAACUCAAGGCUAUAGCGAGUAGACUGGCAAAAGAAACGGGUUACAAACAGAAAAAUCCAGAGUACGUUUUUGAAGAUCUGAUUUGGAUGUCUGAUUAUCAAAUAAACCAAUUGACACGUACGUACAAGAGCAUAGCCGGAUUCGGUUUACCUCAAGAACUUAUUCCCGAAGCUGGAAAACUAAAGGAACUGGACAAGUUGCUACCGCAAAUGAAAAAAGACGGUCACAGAGUUCUGAUUUUUAGUCAGUUUACUAUGAUAUUGGACAUACUUGAGGAAUAUUUAACCAUCAGAAAACAAACAUUUUUAAGGCUAGAUGGUAAUACACCCGUAACUGAGAGACAAACUCUUAUAAACGAGUAUACGGAAGAUCCAAGCAUAUUCAUAUUCUUGUUGUCCACUAAAGCCGGAGGUUUGGGAAUCAAUUUAACAGCUGCUGACACCGUUAUAAUUCACGAUAUAGAUUUUAAUCCCUACAACGACAAACAAGCAGAAGACCGAUGUCAUCGAGUAGGACAAAAAAAACCAGUUACUAUAAUUCGACUGUUAAGCGAAAAAACGAUAGAAGAAGGCAUGUACGAGAUAGCACAAGACAAGCUACAUCUCGAAGUACAAAUCACUGGAAACGAAGAAAAUGAAAAUGCCGAUAAGAAGUCUGUUCUGAAAUUAUUGAAAAUGACCUUGGGCCAGGAUAUUCAUAAAUCUCUAUCAUCAACAAGAAAUAUCAGUAAAGAAUCUAAGAUAGAAAGUGAUGACAAUUGUACAUAGAAAAAUCUAAUUGUAAUAGUGGGACAUUUGUAAUCUAGCUUACAGUAGACCCCUUAUAACACGGAACCUACAUUCCGCGCAAAUGACUCACGAGAGUUGGAUCAAAAGUUAAAAAUUGUAAAUAUUCCAUAAUUCAAUUUCAAAUCAAUGACAUGAUUUAUACGAUGUAUAACGAUUAGUUAGCUGUACGUAUUGUAUACGUGGGUUUUAUCAGGCUUUUUUGUAUCACGUUUCACGAAUCCGCGUUAUAUGGGGGUUUAUUGAAUUUGUAAGAAUAGAAAUUUUGAUAUAUACCAAUUUACACUUAUAUGCUCGAAAAGUUGGAUCUUUGUAAACACACAGGUAAAAAAAAAAAAGAUGGAUGUAUUUUGUAAAAUAACGAAGUUUUUGUUCAGAGUAUACGAUUCACAUACACAACAUAUACAAUUUAUGUACGUUUCCUAUUUAUUAUACACACUGCGAAAUAU
This is a messenger RNA of Pseudomyrmex gracilis, 3842 nucleotides long. It is a transcript of the gene Etl1, whose product is annotated as SWI/SNF-related matrix-associated actin-dependent regulator of chromatin subfamily A containing DEAD/H box 1 homolog. Gene Ontology annotation, molecular function: ATP binding; DNA binding; ATP-dependent chromatin remodeler activity. The coding region runs from base 826 to 3375 and encodes 849 amino acids. Lineage: Eukaryota; Metazoa; Arthropoda; Insecta; Hymenoptera; Formicidae. The record is from RefSeq and is a predicted model, not a curated record. Gene Ontology annotation, cellular component: nucleus. The transcript has 13 exons.